UUCGCUUUCUCACUUUUCUAUGCAUACCUGCUCGACAAAGAAAACACAAGUACCGUGCAGAAGACCAAGGAAAACAAAGUUGCUCUCUCUCAUCAGCAACUUAUAAACUUAUCUUUUCUCUGGCAACCAUUGGCAUCCCUUACUCUCCUGCUACAGCUGUAGUAGAACCAACCAACAGACCAAACAACCAUCCAGUACCCAUCUAGCUAGCUAGCUUGAUCAGGACGCCCUGGACACACCUACGACAACAACAGAAGCUAGCUAGCAAGCACCAAACCAACAAGACCACCUUAAGAGUUGUUCUGCUCGAAUGUCUUUGCACUGAUCAACCCAUCCACUCCCCAGUACCUACUCCAUUUGGUAGAACCGACCAUGGCGGCUUCAUUCGGCCAUCAUCAGCCACCGCAAAAUCCACCAAGCACAACAAGAACCACCACCAGAGAUGGGUCCCGUGUCAUUCGUGUUCAUGACUCAAAGGAUGGCACCUCCUUCAGACUGGGCAAGUUGGUGGGGCUUCAGGGCAUGAGUUCCACCUCCACCAUCAAAACUCCUCCCAAUGCCAAUGGCACAACUGCCAUUGAAACUACUACAAGAGUCUUUGACAAAAGCUUUCUCUACAAUGCAGUGGCAUCCUUUAUAGCUAGCAAACACUUCAAUGAAAGGAAUGGAUACAUCCUUCCGCACUUGCCAGAGCUGCUCAAAGGAUGUGAUUUCUACUUUGACUACGAAUACAGAGAUGGGCAAUGGUCCGGCAGAGAAGCCACAAAUCAGCUCAUUCAAGCUAUUGAAACUGCAUGGUCUUUUCAACGCCAAACUGCAAACCACUCAAUGCCUCAAGAAUCUGAUAAUCAUACACAAACCACUUUACAACGACAACAACAAAACAACAAAACUUCCAUCCUUCGCCCCUUUCAAGCUGAUGCCCAAGCGCUGGAACCGUUUGCUAUCUACGGGGCAUAUUGGUCAAGUAUUUCCAAAACUGUGGCAACCGUUGCCGGAGGCCUGGAGAUUCCGUACAUUACAGGGGGAAGCACCUCGGCAGAAUUGGAUGGAAUGGACAUGUUUGCAAGGACAGUCGUUACCAAUGAUGUCGAUGCAAGAGCCGCAAUGGUAUACUAUCACUCUCUAGGAGUCACUCAGGUUGCCAUCAUAUUCAUCAAAGACUCUUGGGGCAUCAACUACCAUGCAUCACUCAGCAAAUACGGGGCGCAAUUCGGCGUCAAAGUCAAUUCAUUUGCAUACGAUGUCCACAGCAUUGAAAAGUCCAUUAUUGACCUCAAGAAAAGCCAAUAUAGGUACAUCUUUGCAAUCAUGCAUGACUGGAAACAAGUCAUUCGCAGAGCAUACAAGCACAACAUCAUUGGACGACCGGAAUAUGUAUGGAUUGGAGCCGAAGAGAAAAAGUGGACAGGAAGUGCCUUUCAACUCGACCGAAACACGGAAGAAGACCUGGCAAAGGCUUUGCACGGCGUCGGAACCAUCAAUCUGUACUUUGAACCCAUGCAUCGCUUUAAUGUCGCCAUGGAUGCUUUUGCAUUCGAUAGCGAGCUACAACAAGAGUUUGUUGCAGCUCAAGCCGAUCCGCACAUUUUCGACAACUACACCUUCCCGCAAUAUGACCCCACUGGAUUCACCAAUUCCAUUUUCGAUUCCGUCAUGGCCCUUGGGAUUGCCGCUUGCUCCAUAGACAACAGCAGCAGCGGCAGCAACGACACGGACUUGUUCACCGGAGACGAGUUCCACCAAACACUCCUUCAGACCGAAUUCAAUGGUGUUUCCGGCCACGUGCAGUUUGAUCCAUCGACGGGAACGCGAACAGCAGGUGGACUCAAGCACAGCAUCGAGUAUGUGCUACUGAGCGACGGACGUUCCGAUGAGAAUGCAUUUCGGUUCCAUUCAAAUAUGGUGGCUGUCAUACACGACGACAACAUACUCAACUUUCACCCCUUUGUCUAUCAUGACAACACCACUGUCAGACCUCCAGCUUUGCCACCGAUUGAAGGAGAAGUACUCAACUUGCUUCCACUUUGGGCACAAAUAUAUGGUUACUUGCUGGGUGGCCUAAUCAUGAUGGUUUCCAUUGGAUGGUUCGUCUGGGUAUGCGUAAAACGGUCGGUUUUUAUAGUGCGCGCUUCCCAGCCGUUCUUCCUCUGUCAACUUUGCGUGGGCACCUUCAUCAUGGGCACCGCAACCAUUCCGGCCUCUUUCCCCGGUGCAAGCUUGUCAUUUACACACGACACCUACAAUCCGCUGAAUCAUCUUGGCCACACUCAUCAGGGCGCUGAACAAACUAAAGGAAUGGAUGUCGCUUGCAUGAGCACGCUGUGGCUUGUUGUCGUUGGUUUCACCAUUUCUUUCAGUGCUCUCUCUUCGAAAAUAUGGCGGCUCAGUAUGUUGAUGGAGUUAGGCUCUGCGAUGCGGCACCAUUUAAUCACGGUGAAACAGUCCCUCAAACCGUUCUACAUCAGUAUGAGCGUCAAUGUUGUGCUGCUGCUUUGCAUCACCAUUUUUACACCCUUGCGCUACCAACGUGUACUGGUACAAGGCAACGUCGACAGCUUUGGGAGACCCCUCGAGAGUUAUGGGACUUGUCAGCCUGCGGCGAGUGGGUUUUACUAUUUGCUGGCAGUGAUACUGAUAGCCAAUGUCGCUGGUAUCCUGUAUGUGAUAAGGCAAGCCUACGUGACCCGCGAUCUCCCUGCUGCCUUCAGUGAUGCCACAAGUUUGUCCCUUGCCGUGCUGAGUCUCUUGGAAACCUUGAUUGUGGGCACCCCACUUUUGGUAGUUGUGCAAGGCGAUCCAACAACAUAUUACCUCGUGGCUUCAUCUAUGCUUUGUCUUUGCUGCUUGGGGAUGCUCAUGAUUCUGUUUAUCCCAAAGUACAACAAGCGGCAUUAUAAACAUCGAUUGCAAUCGGUUGUCAAUGCAAUGACUCGGGUCGCAUCUAAUCGAUCUGACCAAUCUGUUCUUUCCAGAACGAGUGGAAACAUCAAUCUGAAUACCGGUGCCCCCAGCAGUCGUCGCAUGAGAGAAUCCUUCAUCCCAAGUUUCAGUGCUAUCAGCCGUGCCGAGGGAAGUGGGCAUCUUUCGUCGUCAGCAACCGGGGUAAUGGCCAUUCGCCGCGAAGAUGGUUCGACGGCAUUGCUCCGAUAGCCGGCCUCCUGUGGGCAUGAAACGUACCGGAACUCGCUGCCGUUGGUUGCCACCAGAACUGCCCGACGAUGUGUCUCAAAUCUCAAGCCAUGUUCCGUUUGGAUGCAUCCAAACCGAUCUCUCUUUCCUUGUCUACGGUUCCCACUGUACAUAGCUAGACCGUAACUUACGAGUUGACCUUGCUAUACCGGUAUGCUUCAACGAGAAGAUAUCCUCGGCAGUGUUACACCACCACCUUUGAGAUAUUGUCGCGCAGAAAAAACGCGACAAUCGCGGCACAAACCAAUGCCAUUUCUGGAAGCGCAGCCCUCGACAACGGCGAACAGACAAUGGAUCUUCACGUUUUGCUCGCCUGCAAUGCUCAGAGCCAGAGACGAGGACUUGUGUGGUUAAGAUCAAGUCCUCCAACCAGUCAGAAGUAGCGCUCCGGACCGUGAACAAGGAGUGCCCUGACGAGCUUCAGACGAGCUCUUCAAGCAGAAGUGAGCGCUUCCCUUUGGCCUCGGGGGCUGUCAGCCAAAGCCCAUGGAAGAACUUGGUUCCUACCGGUACCAGCUGGUACAUGCCCCUGCAGAUGUACAAAAUAGCUACACCGGCUGUCUUUGUCGGAGGGUUGCUACAUAGGUCCUGUAGAGCAAGUACCUUGCUUGUGCUUAUGUAGUCUAUUUUCUACGAAUACAAAGGUUUAGGUGUUUCAUCUUUCAAGUUCCAUGUCUCUUGGCUGCUUCCAAUUGCUCAAGCGCACCAAUGAAGGGCAGCUUUCUUCUCGCGUGCAAGCAGGCAGCUCAAACCUCCUCUAAGACAACCUCCAUUCCAUUUUCGUCCACACAUGAGAUUCCUGCGUCUCUCACACCACGCUGUCCUUUACUCUUGAUUUCGGCAAUGGCUGCCACGAGCUCUCGGUGACUGUCGGCGCGAAGUCUUCGUCUAUUGCAACAGGUGCAGCAGAAGCAGUACUGCUGCAUGGUUUGGCACAAGUGCUGGCAGUCACAGUCUUCAGGGAGAUGGCGGUGGGACUGGUCUUGGAUCAUCAGGCCUCUGCUAUUUCCACGUCCGUUGCCGUUGCCAUUUGCAUUGCCUUGUUCCAAGCCAAAUUCGCUGUUUCCUCUUGGCUCUGUGAUUUGUUCCCACGAGGACGCGUCUCGAAGGCCCGGAUAGCCAGAUCCCGCAACAGCAUUGAUAGCAAUCCACUCGAGAGCAUCUAUCUCAUCACUCGAGCACUCACUUUCACCUUCCUUGGGAGGAAAGGCAACGGCAACGCUAUAUACGCCAGCAUUGACGGUCUUCGAGCUUGCUAAGAUGCCCAAGAGAACGGCAACUCCAAGUUCCGGCACCACAAUUUUUUUGAAUUGAUGGCAAUCAAUAUCUGAGUUUGUGCGAAAGAUCAAGUAAGUUUUAGCUGCAGCUAGUUUGUUUUGUGAGCCAGAAUGUGCUGAAGCAGAUGAAAGAGAUCACUGGCGAUCAGGUCGCUGGUAAUGAAAGUACGGGAAAUGUGAAAUAUUUCAUACUUUCAACCAAACCAAUUACCCCCAAAACGACAAAUCCAAGUUAUGAUUACCCGCAACUCCAAUGAUUAUCGCGACAGAUCCUUCGCAGCUUCAUACCAGUGAGAAUUGGAGCCCAAUCGAACUCACCGUACAGUCAAUGAUCACCUAUUGAUAGUUUCACUGGGCAACGUAUAUCCAGUACGAAUAUAUCGAUCCAUUGCAGUGAGAAGUCUCUCAUUAGUGCCAGCCAGUUACCUACCGGUGCCUAGCUAGAUCGAGUACAGAGGAGUCAUCCAUGAUAAUAUCUUGUUUUCGCCGCCAGCAUCCAUCCUAUUCUAACUGGUUGGAGCCCUAGCUCAGUCAUCAUUUUUUAAUUAAAAGUGUGAAAGUCUCGUGGCAUAACGUAUUUAUUACGGAGUGCAGAAGCCAUAGUGCAAUAGUUGAAUGUAGCAACUGACAGUAAGUCACAGUGAGCGAACUGGAAAGAGCAGAUUCUGAACUGGCAGUACUAGUUUUUUACAGAUCCAUUUCAGUUUCCACCCGAUGCAGCUCGCGAUCCUUCGCUCCUUCAGAUCUCUCUAUCUCUAGAGGUACUGUAGGUAUAGGUUGGCAGGUAGGCGAGUCAGGGUGCAUACUUGGAUUGGCGACAAUGAGACUUGAGACUUGACUUUGUCUCCACAGUCUCAGCAGCUCAACUGGGUUAAUAUAUAGACGCACACCUACUCCAACAAAGAUGGCCUCUGUGGCCGAACCGCAGUCUCAUUUUUUCCAUUUCCUAUUCUGGUCCAUUAUUGUCCAUCUUCAGCCAUCUUUCUAUCUAUAUCCUUCUUCUAUUGAGUGAAGAAGCUAUAUUAACACAGUAGCAUUGUUAUUAAUAAGAGAUGAUUCAAGAAUGGGUGAACUUGGGCAUGUGGUGGCUUCAGUCCAUGCUGAAAGAUUGGUGGGCCUUAUGCUUGUCCUUGUGCUUGGUUUUGUUGGUAAGCCUAGUGUUGUUGCUGUCAACUAAUGAAGGUCUACUGCGUCAAGUGGAGGGUAAAAUAGGAGGAGUUUUGUUGGAAUUGGGAAGUAAAAAGCUACUGGAUAAGGCAGGUCUCCAGAAAAAACAAAUUUUUGUUGGAGGAACCACCAAUGUCAUUAUGCACUACUAUGAAAGAAAUCCCACCAAUGACACCACCAAUGACACAACCAAUGACACCACCAAU
Messenger RNA from Seminavis robusta, 5842 nucleotides. The record is from the annotation of a GenBank genome assembly. NCBI's taxonomy places the organism in Eukaryota, Bacillariophyta, Bacillariophyceae, Naviculales, Naviculaceae.